Molecule: messenger RNA, 3474 nt
Organism: Xylaria bambusicola
Lineage: Eukaryota; Fungi; Ascomycota; Sordariomycetes; Xylariales; Xylariaceae
Product: ras GEF
Exons: 4
Coding region: 1-3474 (1157 amino acids)
Biological process (GO): Ras protein signal transduction; positive regulation of GTPase activity
Cellular component (GO): plasma membrane
Molecular function (GO): guanyl-nucleotide exchange factor activity; protein binding
Source: RefSeq, a predicted model, not a curated record
AUGAAUGGGUUAAUAAGUGCCUCACCUCCGGGCACCUUGUUUGUGCGGGCGCUUUACGAUUACGAAGCCGACGACCGGACAAGUUUAAGCUUCCAUGAAGGCGAUGUUAUUCAGGUUAUCACGCAGUUGGAGAGUGGAUGGUGGGACGGUGUGAUAAACGGGGUACGCGGAUGGUUUCCCAGCAAUUAUUGUCAAAUCAUCACGAAUCCAGAUGAGAUGCCCGAUCCAGCGCAGAAUGGUGAGCCCUAUCGAGAAGAAUAUGAUGAUGAUUAUGGAGACGAGGCCGAGAAUGAGAUGGAAUCGGACUUGGAUGAAUUGAAUCACUCGUCCUUUGGCGGAGAACGAAAUACAAGCAGCAGGUCUGGAGCAGAUUUCUGGAUCCCACAGGCUACACCUGACGGUAGGCUAUUCUAUUUUAAUACCAUGACAGGUGAAAGCAGUUCGGAGCUGCCUCUCGAGUCACCCACUUCACUAAACGAGAGCGGGCCUCGUGAUAGAAUGCAUGUAAACAUCCCAGAGAAGACGCGACCGCCACCUGAACUAUUGGCACGAGGUCUCGUGGAUGAUGACUCGGAUGCAACUUCAGCGUCCGAACUCGACGGUGAAUCACUACUGAUGAGUUCGAUGAGCUCAAUACCCUCACGACAACGGCGCGCAUUUGCCCACGACAGUAUAGGUAUAUCGCCUUCGCCUUCUAUGGACUCGAUCAAUGGUGCCUCAACGGGGACAAGAUCUCGAGCUGACACUGGAUUGACUAAUACUACAAUCCCAACGUCUGCUGGGCUGGGCCCCGCACCAGUUCUAGGGUCGGCCACAUCCUUCACUGGAACCAGCUACAACUUGCCGCAACCUGCAAAUCUACCCAAUUCCUGCUUUGAUUCUGGCAGUGCGGACCCCUUGACAUGGCCCCUGCUUAUAACAAAUAUGAAGAAAGCUAUUGACAGGUACCGCGAGGCGAUUACAAAUGGCAACCGGUCCGAAUAUGUUAGCCGAGCUGAAGAUAUCUCAGACCAUCUACGAUUACUUCUCGCUGCCGGUUCGGGCACCACAGAUAACCACUCCGGACAGCCUUCCAUCAUUUCCACUAACAAAGCGCUUUACCCUCACUUCCGUGAUAUGAUGUCAAAGUUCUCAAAGCUAGUAAUCUCAUCACAUAUCGCAGCCGCUGACUGGCCAAACGCCGAAUCCGUACAAAAGUGUUUGCAAGAAGCGGAGGGCGUUUUAUUGGGAGUAUUCAGCUUUGUUGAUGUUGCGAGGCAGCAAAGAGGCGAGGCAAUCCCUCGACUCUUUCCCGGUUUCGUCAUCGGAAGCACCGUCGGAGGGAAUUGGCAAAACAAUGCGCUCGGCCCACGUGACCCCUUCAUGUCGAACUACUUGGAAGACGACGAUGGCAUACCUGAGCCCACGAAUGUGCUAGACGGUAAACUUCUAGACCGAUUAGACGAACUCCGUCGAAUGCUAGUCUCAAGUAUUAGAGAGUUGGAGAAAAGCCUCAGUGUUCCGGACAAGAUCGUCACGCCUUACAAACAUGAGCUCAUUGCAAAUAACGUCUGCUCAGCGGGCAGCAAGGUUUUGGAAAUGUUCAAGCCCUGGUUUGCCACAAUCGAGUCAAUUGACCUCUCAUCCUUAGAAAAUAACUUUCGAACACCUCAGUUGGCCGACUUCGCCAUUAACAAGCAGAGCUUAUACGACAAUAUCUCCGAUAUACUCUUGGCUUGCCAAGCUGUCGCUGGACCGUUAGGAGACGAGUGGGCUGAGGUCCGUGGUGAGCCUUUGGACCUCAGAUUAGAGUUUACUCGGCAGUGUGCCAGAGCUUUAGAGACAAAUUCUACGCACGUCACAUUUGCAUUACAACUUCUCUCAGAGCAAGUACAUGCUAGUCUUCAACAGCAGCAAGAACAGCAGAGUGCCCGUCCACGUGACGAUAACGUAAGAGGCACUCUCCACAGAGGCGAAACAAUGCCGUAUAAUGGAACCGCACAUGCUCGGUCCGAAUCUCGCAGUGUAUUAAUGCGACCGCCACUUAUCAGCUCGCAAUCGUUCAGCGAGGGAGAUAAUACUGCACCUAACAACUUCAGGAAGGGUGACUUGUCAAAAGUUAGGAAAAUUUUGGGAGAUGACCCCACCCCUCAGACUGCUAUUCCGCCGGUCGAUGAGCCAUACUUACGCCUUGACUUGGAACACGAUUUGUCGUGGGAUAUGAAGACAUCACCACCCUCGGUGAAAGGCGGUUCCCUGCUGGCGCUGGUAGAACAACUUACUCGUCAUGAUAAGCUUGACUCGAACUUUAACAACACUUUCCUGUUGACCUAUCGAUCCUUCACGACCUCACGAGAGCUUUUUGAACUACUCGUCAAACGUUUCAAUAUCCAGCCUCCAGAGGGUCUAAGCAACAGCGACUAUGAGGCUUGGAGGGAUCGGAAACUAAAGUUUAUCAGAUUCCGUAUCGUCAACAUUUUGAAGAGUUGGUUCGAAAAUUUCUGGAUGGAGGAGCCUAAUGAAGAAUCCAUGCAAAUAAUACGUGAUGUUUACGCAUUCGCGGAACAUACUCUCCCGUCCACGGAAACGCCAGGAGCUAAAGGUCUUAGCAGUGUCUUGGAAGCACAUCUUACGGGCCAAGAAGUCUCCAAGAAGCGUCUGGUACAAACAUUCGCUAACAACAUUCCUACACCGAUCAUGCCCAAGAAUAUGAAGAAACUAAAGUUUUUGGAUAUCGAUGUAACGGAGUUUGCGCGUCAGUUAACUAUCAUCGAGUCGAAGCUAUAUGCGAAGAUUAAGCCGUCAGAGUGUCUUAAUAAGACAUGGCAAAAGAAGGUUGCUGAAGGAGAGCCAGAGCCUGCUCCUAACGUGAAAGCCCUCAUCUUACAUUCGAAUCAAAUGACAAAUUGGGUGGCAGAAAUGAUCUUGUCUCAGAUGGAUGUCAAGAAGCGAGUUGUUGUAAUAAGGCAUUUUGUGUCUGUUGCAGAUAAAUGUCGUGGCAUGAACAACUUUUCGACGCUAACAUCUAUUAUUUCUGCCCUCACAACAGCUCCUAUAGCUCGCCUGAAACGAACGUGGGACCAAGUCCCCGCUCGUACCAACGCAGUAUUAGAGAGUAUGCGGCGACUAAUGGCCAGCACAAAGAACUUUGCCGAAUAUAGAGAGGCUUUGCAUACCACCAACCCUCCAUGUAUUCCAUUCUUCGGUGUGUAUCUUACGGAUCUGACCUUCAUAGAAGACGGCAUUCCUUCGAUACUGAAGAAGACAAAUAUGAUCAAUUUUGCCAAGCGUGCAAAGACGGCCGAAGUGAUUCGUGAUAUCCAACAAUAUCAAAAUGCCCCAUACGCCCUGCAGCCGGUUCCCGAGUUGCACGAUUAUAUUCUAAGCAAUAUGCAAGCUGCAUGCGAUGUGCAUGAGAUGUACGACAAAAGCUUGCAGGUCGAACCUCGUGAACGCGAGGAUGAGAAAAUUGUCAGGUACGUAUCAUCACUCUAG